This is a messenger RNA of Rhododendron vialii, 630 nucleotides long. RefSeq names its product pectinesterase inhibitor-like. Bases 1 to 630 code for a protein of 209 amino acids. Gene Ontology annotation, molecular function: pectinesterase inhibitor activity. Gene Ontology annotation, biological process: negative regulation of catalytic activity. NCBI's taxonomy places the organism in Eukaryota, Viridiplantae, Streptophyta, Magnoliopsida, Ericales, Ericaceae. The transcript has a single exon. The record is from RefSeq and is a predicted model, not a curated record.
AUGGCUUCUACUCUUGCUACCCUUUCCAUGCUCCUUUGCCUAUCACUCCUAUUCAUGUCCAUCGAUCCCUCAUUUGCUGGCCAUCAUCACAAAAAACACCAUCACAAAAAACACCAUGACAAGCACAAGUCCAGGCUCAAGAAAAUGUGCUCCAAGACAUCCGAUCGCGAAUCGUGCUUGGACUUCAUGAAGACCGAUUCACGUACCUCAGGUGCUGACAACCGUGGCCUCCUUGAGAUCGCGAUUGACUUAGCCUACUCCAAGGCUACAGACAUCCACAAAGAUCUUAAUUCUCUGUAUGAUAACUCAGGAGACUACAGGAUGAAGGACCGAUACAACUCAUGCUCCAAAAACUAUCACGAUACCUUGAGAAACCUCGACUUAAUCAAGAAGCUCUUCAAUGAUCGUGAUUACGAGCGUAUUGAAGUUCAGAUUAGUGAUUCCAUGGAAGAAGUUCGUGACUGCAAGAAUCAACUCGAGAAUAAUGACAAUGACUCGUAUGACCUCAAGAAAAGGACUAAGGAAUUUGAACUUCUUUGCGAUGUCGUCAAGGUUUCUGCCAAGUAUUUGGAAGGUAAAGAUCGCGACGAUAAAGACCAAGAUGAUGAAGAUGACGAAGAUGAUGAUUGA